Messenger RNA from Parascedosporium putredinis, 339 nucleotides. Lineage: Eukaryota; Fungi; Ascomycota; Sordariomycetes; Microascales; Microascaceae. The record is from the annotation of a GenBank genome assembly.
AUGUGCUACUUCGAUCAAAUAAGAUGGAAGUGCGGAUACUGGAGAUGGGGUCCCUUUCGCCAACAGUGCAUCAAGGAAUCCCGGACCGGCGAGACUUGUGGCCUCAAGCUCAUCAACCAAGUCUACGACCAUGAGGACAAGUGCAAGCUCUGCUACGACAUUGACAAAAAGGUCCGUCGCAUAGCCAAGAUGUCCCGUGACAUUGAGAGAUGGCAAGGAGAGGGGAACCGAACAGCAACAAUCGAACGGACGCAGGACGAAGCUGUCCUCGUCCAGAGGCAGAUGGAGGAGAUGCACCACCAGCACUGGAGACGAGUUCAGGGUGCCGACUACAGCUGA